CGGCGCGGCAGCUCGAUUACCGCCGGAUCGCACAUCUCAAUGAGGAGUGCAGCCAAUAUUCAUCAUAUGAUGGCAUAGCUGGCAAAGUAUGAGCUCAUGGCAGAUCGGAGCGUCUCAAUUUAGACAUUUGGUGGUGGUAGUCGCUCUUAACGCCGUCGAGGGUUUAGGUAAGCAAGCGGGGGUUGUUCCGUCAACUGCAGGCACAAUUCUCCCAUCAAACCACGCCAGCUGCAGCUUGCCACUGCCUGAGACGGAGCAGCCUGUAGGGACAGAACUAGCCACUCUCUACCUUGCAGCUCUGGUCAUGACAGUGCAUAGUCUCGACUCUGAACAAAUCGAUAAGUUGAUGAGAUUACUGCAGUUGCCGGGUGCCGGGUCCCUUCUCAAGCAAUCUGCCGUUGCCAAUAACUUGCAAACGGUUGCUUAGACCACUGGUCAAUACCUAUGAGCCACUAGACCCGCUCUUUAGGCAUACAAGGAGCGUCUUUUUGCAGACAAUUCGCCACGACCUCUAGGCCUUUUUACAAUCAUCCUCGCUCUGGGAUUUUUGAUCCUCAUCUGCAUAGCGAUACGCCCGUCAAAAAGGUAGUUGUGCUGUGGAGGGCGUGCCAUA
Molecule: messenger RNA, 613 nt
Organism: Protomyces lactucae-debilis
Lineage: Eukaryota; Fungi; Ascomycota; Taphrinomycetes; Taphrinales; Protomycetaceae
Exons: 2
Coding region: 89-427 (112 amino acids)
Source: RefSeq, a predicted model, not a curated record